This is a messenger RNA of Microplitis mediator, 924 nucleotides long. RefSeq names its product GATA zinc finger domain-containing protein 8-like. The transcript has a single exon. Gene Ontology annotation, cellular component: nucleus; cytoplasm. Bases 148 to 924 code for a protein of 258 amino acids. The record is from RefSeq and is a predicted model, not a curated record. NCBI's taxonomy places the organism in Eukaryota, Metazoa, Arthropoda, Insecta, Hymenoptera, Braconidae.
AAAAACUCAACAAUAAAUGGAACUGCUGUCAAUCUUUAAAAUAAAUAAUUUAUCAUUAACAAAAAAAAUAAAUUAUUUUUAAUGACAAGUGACAGAUAAUUACAACUGAGUAUUUAAGUACAAGUACCCGAAGAAAUUGACAUCAAUAUGAAUGGACAGACGUGGAAUGUCAAAGACAUGUCAUCUAAGCUUCUGCUGUCACCGUCAUCGUCUUCCUCGUCAUCGUCAUCUUCUAGAAGGGCACGAACUCUCAGUGGCGGUAAUCCUAGUGUGCAUAUAAAUAUUAAUAAUGUUAAUAAUUAUGUCAGUAUAAAUAACAGCAGCAGCAGCAGUAAUGCCGAUAAAAAAAGAAAUUCGAGAAAGCCGAUACCAAGGCCACAUGAAACUGAAGAAGAAGCGAUUUUGAGGAGAUUCCACGAUGCUCAGAGGAUGGCGCGUUUUCGUGCUAAAAAAAAAAAAGCCAUGGAAGAAGCCAAAGCACUGGAGGCUGCUAAAUUAACAGAACUUGCUAUGAUUUCUGAAUUAAAACGACGUAAUGUUGUCUUUCAAAUAAAACCUAGCAGUAAUAAUAAUAGUAAUACCAAUAAUAAUAAUAAUAAUAAUAAUAAUACUAUUAAUAAUAAUAAUAAUAAUAAUUACAGUAGUAGUAAUAGUAGUAAUAAAAGUAUUAGUGUUAAUAAGAGUAGCAAAGGAUCAACGUUGAUGAUAAAACCCGAUCAGAGAGAAACUUUGAUGACAGUCCAAAAUGAUGGAACGAGUAAAUAUUCCCAGUUGCUAGAAGUGAUAGAAGAACUUGGCAGAGACAUCAGACUGACUUACGCUGGCAGUAGGACCUCAGCUGAGAGACUGAAGAUGGGAAUAAUUCAAGCGCGAAUGCUAGUCAGAGAUUGUUUGCUGGAAACAGAGAUUAAUUUACGGCAAUAA